AGUUAACAUCAUACAUUCAUACUGAUCAUACUGCACUUUACACACGUGUAGGAUAUGCUGUGUUUAUCUAUAACACACACUCAUGCGAUUACUGUUUUACGCUUAUCCCGUUAUUAUUAUUGUUACCUACUCUGCGUUAUUAUGUAAUGUUUAUUGAUUUAAGCGCGUGAAAAUAAAUAGAUUAUCAAUUAUCACACUACUUUUGUUAAAAUAAAAUAAUAUAUUAUAAUCUGUGCACGCGUUCUAUCGACCAUCGCUGUUUUUGUUCGUAUUUUUAUAAAUAAAAUAACUACUCUGAACGCUAUUAAUAGAUUGAAAGUGUUUGGUCGACAACAAGUGAAUACGAGUUUGAUGUAAUCACUUAAGUGCCAAACGGGAGGUCAGUGUUGUGGGUAAGUACCGAGUAGAUAUUAUCUUCCUAGGUCCCGCAAAUUCACGUUUUGGCACGGAAAGUUAAAAAAACGAAAAACAAAAGACAAAAGAAAAAAAACACCUGUUCGAAAAGUUGCCCUUGAAAGUUGAAACAUCGUAUCAUCGGAUGUUUUCGCGUCGCGCGAUAACAGUAGUCGGACUGAUAACCGCUCAGAUAGGACGUACCUAGUACCUACCGCAAUAUCCCGAAACUGCCAAAACACGAAACGGACGACCUUGUGUUGCUUUGUUUAUAAAUAAAUCCGGUAGCAGCGACUACGAAUUGCCGCCACUCACUCCUGAGUCCUGACGUGUGGAGCGAUUACUCAUCGCUUUACCGUUACGGAGACAACAGUGGCGCGGCACAACGUUGUCUGAUAGACGGUUGCUGAGCGGUGAAAUGAUUUUAAAUUACCUUUAGUCGAAGAACUAAUCUAAAGCAGUACCUACGACCGACAUGGAUUCGUUCCUGGACCUAUUCGACCCGGGCACAAGCCCUCCGACCAAUUGCGACGUAUGGCCAGAAGACGACGACGACGCUACCCGUCUGCCACCUGAACCGCAAAUGGGUAAUGUAGAGUACAAGCUCAAAUUGACUAGUCCGUCAAAAUUGCGCUUUGAACAUCUAGUCACGCAGCUAAAGUGGAGGCUAAGAGAGGGGCAUGGUGAAGCCAUUUAUGAAAUUGGCGUUGAGGACACUGGAAAGCUGACCGGAUUGUCUUCUGAUGAUAUGAAGUCCAGUUUGAUCACUUUGGAUCAAAUGGCCCUUAAACUUGGUGCCACUACGUCAGUAUUACGAGAAAGAUCUGUUGGGAAAGAUAAAAUAGUCGCGGAAGUCUUAGUUCGAAAGGUUCCAGAUGACCAAGAAUGUAUUGAAGUUAUGGUUGCUGUAUUAGGAGGUGCAGAUGCUGGUAAGUCAACUCUUCUUGGUGUCUUAGCACAUGGCGAAUUCGAUAACGGCCGUGGUAGUGCACGGUUAAAUGUUUUAAGACAUUUACAUGAACUUAGAUCUGGACGAACUUCUUCUAUAUCUCAUGAAAUUCUCGGUUUUGAUACUGAGGGCGAUGUCAUUAACUAUCAAAAGGCACGUACAGCUGAAGAGAUUAGAGAUCGAUCAUCCAAGUUGAUCACAUUCCUUGAUCUGGCUGGACAUAAAAAAUAUCUUAAAACUACUGUAGCUGGUUUAAGUGGUUACUGUCCUAAUCAUGUUAUGUUGGUUGUGAGCAGUCCAGCUGUCAAUGUUUCUAGUCCUACUCAAUUAGACAUGACCAAAGAGCAUAUGGAUUUAGCAUUAGCACUUAGGCUUCCAUUUUGCAUUGUUGUUACAAAGACUGACAUUACUCCUGCAGACAAUACAAUCAAUUGGUUGGAGUCUGUAUUGAAAUCAAUUGGGUGUCGAAAAGUUCCUCUUGUUAUUAAAUCUGAUGAUGAUGUCAUUACAGCAAGUUCAGCACAGCCAACACAAAAUGUUGUACCUAUAUUUACCAUAUCCAGUGUUACUGGUGAAAAUUUAGAUUUACUUACUAGAUUUUUAUACGUUUUACCACCAAGUAUAAGUAUAAAAGAAAAAGAAAGAUUGGAACAGGAAUGUUGUCAGUUUCAAAUAGAUGAGAUUUUUAAAGUACCAGAUAUUGGUACAAUUGUUGGUGGUGUACUUACGCAAGGUAUUGUCAAUAUAGCUACAGAAUUAGUCAUAGGUCCUCUUGAUAAUGGAACAUUUGUUCCAGUUACUGUACAAUCUAUACACAGAAAUAAAGCUCCAUGUCGUGUAGUAAAAGCAACUCAGAGUGCGUCUUUAAAUUUAGAAAAAGCUAUUCCAGGCUUGAGGAAUGGUAUGGUGCUAUUGGGAAUGGGUGUGAAUCAUAGUGCCUGUAUAUUCUUUCAGGCUAGGAUUGUGGUACUUUAUCAUGCGACGUCUAUACAUAAUGGAUUUCAAACUACUGUACAUAUAGGAAAUAUUCGACAAACUGCUGCUAUUGUUGCUAUCAUGGAGUGUGACAAACGAGGUAUGCACACAAAUGACUCUGCAUCAGUAAUAUUUAAGUUUGCACGUCAUCCAGAAUAUGUAACAGAAGGCAUGAGGUUACUAUUCAGAGAAGGGCAGACUAAAGGAAUUGGAAUUGUUACACAGGUGUUUGCUUUUCAAGUAGUGGCAGGAUAAAUAUUAUGUUUGUAUAUAACCAAUAGUUGAUGUUUACAUAGAAAAAUAUAUUAAAUAGAAUAUUAUAAA
Messenger RNA from Melanaphis sacchari, 2641 nucleotides. RefSeq names its product GTP-binding protein 2. The transcript is spliced from 8 exons. The record is from RefSeq and is a predicted model, not a curated record. Lineage: Eukaryota; Metazoa; Arthropoda; Insecta; Hemiptera; Aphididae. Bases 869 to 2572 code for a protein of 567 amino acids. Gene Ontology annotation, molecular function: GTP binding; GTPase activity; translation elongation factor activity. Gene Ontology annotation, biological process: translational elongation.